Molecule: messenger RNA, 1994 nt
Organism: Folsomia candida
Lineage: Eukaryota; Metazoa; Arthropoda; Collembola; Entomobryomorpha; Isotomidae
Product: trans-1,2-dihydrobenzene-1,2-diol dehydrogenase
Exons: 7
Coding region: 754-1815 (353 amino acids)
Molecular function (GO): nucleotide binding
Source: RefSeq, a predicted model, not a curated record
UCCCGAGUCUCUCGUUCCUAAAAUUCGGACGAAUCUCGUCUUUAUUGAAAACAAAAUUAUUUUGUAAUCUCACUUUAUAUGACAAUCGAUUGAAGUGGAUGCUUUGAACUACAAUUAGAACUAUAAUUAGGAGUGGAUCGGUUUAUGCACAAUGUUACCUAACAAUUGCUGUAAUUUUUUAAAAUCUUGUAUGCUAGACAGGAAAAUGAUGAUUUAUUUUGACUGGGACUUAUUUUCAAACAUUGUAAACCUUCAGUAUGUAUAUCAAGGCUGUAAGUAAAAUGUGUAAUAGUUUAAGGAGUGACUUAUGUAUUAAACUGCAAUUGAAAUGCUACAUAUUUAGUGAUUAUAUAAAAAUGCUAAUUUAAUGUUCAUAUGUGUAAAACCAGAGAAGUCUGGUUUCAGAAUGUAGAUGAGAAAAAUAUCGGUAUUUCUUGACUCGACAAAAUUGAACUUAUUGUUGAAGAUUAAGUCAUCAUUUUGUGUGACAGGAUAAUUUUCAUAGAUGAGACGAGAUAUUCAGCAAUAUUUGGGGACUGGAUUAAUGACCGGACAGGAUACGGAUGAAAUAAUGAUACAUUGCGAUUGUGAGUGCAAUUUGAUGAGAGACAUUUGCGAUGGUAAAAUUUUAAGAAUUUCUUCCCAAUCGAAAGUAGUUGAUCUCAAUUGUUCUUUGAGAGUAGUCUAUUGUUCAACCAGUCGUUCAGUACUUUUUAAAUUGAAGAAACACUGCUUAGAAUAAAUUCCUGCAGAAUGAAGACAACGAGCUUGCGCUGGGGGUUUUUUGGAGCAGGAAAAUGUACUCAUGAUUUCGUAAGUGCUCUGAAGCUUCUGCCGUUGGAUCAUCACAAAGUGGUUGGAAUCGCAUCCAGGGAUUCUAAUAAGGCAGAAGAUUUUGCCGAGAAACUUGGGAUUGAGCAAGCUUUCGGAAAUUAUUCUGAAUUGGCCGAGUCAGAUAAUGUUGAUAUCAUUUACAUCGGAACUGUAAAUUCCGAGCACUUUCACCAAGCAAAGUUGGCAUUGUUGCAUGGAAAACAUGUUUUAUGCGAGAAGCCCGUUUGCAUCAACCGAGCUCAAGUUGAAGAAUUGGUGGCAAUUGCCAAAGAUAAGGAUCUAUUUUUCAUGGAGGGAUUCUGGACAUUUUUCUUCCCAGCCACACGAAAACUACUAGAAGAAAUCAAACAAGGGAGCAUUGGGAAAGUUGUGCAAAUGACAGUUGAAAUUGGCAACAAAUUUUAUCAUCUGGAUAGAUUUAGCCGGAAGGAUAUCGGAGGAGGGACGCUGCUCAACCAUGGCGUCUACGGACUCAUGUUUGCCCAUCAGAUAUUUGGACAGCCGUCCAGCAUCUCCGCAUCAGGAAUCAUUUCGGCGAGCGGAACAGAUGAAAGUGUUGCAAUUACUUUAACUUACAGGGAUACGGCCCAAAUCGCAUCCAUCAUUUGCUCUUCCAAAGUGAACAUGCCGGGGGAGCUGAGGGUCAUUGGGACGCAAGGGAUGCUUAAGCUGAAAUUUCCUUUCUGGGCCCCAACAAUUUUGGAGACCCCAACUGAAACAUUACAAUUUGAUCUUCCUCUCAACCUGGAGGCCAUUAAAUUUAACAAUCUUAACAGUUCUGGAUUUACGUAUGAGGCGGAGACAGUACGGCAAUGCAUUCUUAACGGGUGGCGAGAAUGUCCCAUCGUAGGCUGGAAUGCAAGUCGAGCCGUGAUGGGAGUGGCUGACGAGGUUCGACGACAACUGGGCAUCGUCUUCCCCCACGACAACAAUACUCUGCAUGCUAGCGAAAUAUGUGCCGACAAAGGGCAACGGGCUUAGCAUUCAAUACUACUCAUAUUUUCUCAUGAGUGAGUUAGCUACGGUUUCAUUUUCAUGUUUGCUUAGAAGAGCUUAUCGAAAUAUUUAUUUGUCAUCCACGUUAUGAAAAGCUGCAUUUCCCACUCAUUGUCAGUAUGCAAAAUUACUUUGGAAAAUAAACCUUAUGAUUCAUCAUCUCA